UCUGCUGUCAUUUUAUCGGCCGCUGUCACAUAAUCACUCUCCACACACAUUUGGACUGCAAAUUGUUUUUAUAUAGUUUUUGAAUUAUUUCUAAGUAAAUUGCGAGGUGGAACUGUUAACAGGAUGUUAGCUCGCGCUAUCCGAGUGCGUCCUAUGGUGCGGGGCAUCGCCUCGACGUCGGUGUGGUCCGUAAACCGGCCAUCUCCCAGCUCCCUGAUCCAUCUCUACCGGAAUCGGGCGACGCACUUGCAGCGCUUUCACGGAGCCAGUAUGAUGGUGAAGCGCUUCUACGCCCGAAAGCGCGAUGACUCCGAGGAAGAUUUGAUGGAGGAGGGACAGGGCAUAGAACUAAUGGCCGAGCGGAACUCGCAGCUGCCGGCCACGCUGGUGGUUCCGGACGUAUGGCCACACGUUCCGCUACUGGCAAUGGGCAAGAAUCCGCUGUUUCCGCGCUUCAUGAAGAUUGUGGAGGUUUCCAAUCCCAUCGUCAUGGAACUGCUGCGACGCAAGGUAAAGCUAAACCAACCCUACGUGGGCGUCUUUCUCAAGAAAACCGAUGGCGAGGAGGAGCUGAUCCACAACUUGGAUGAUGUCUAUAGCAUCGGCACCUUUGCGCAAAUUCAGGAGCUGCAGGACCUGGGCGACAAGUUGCGCAUGGUGGUCGUUGCUCAUCGACGCAUUCGGAUCACAGGACAGGUCAUCGAGGAUCUGCCGACUCCCAAGCCCGUGAAAAUGACAACUUUGCAUUAUCCACUAUUUAAUAUUAAAUUAAACAUCCCAGCUGAAGAUCAAUCGACUGAUCAAGCCGAGGCAGCGCCAGCGAGGUCGCGAUACGAGUCGACCCGCAAGCCCCGUGGAAGGGUUCCAAGGCGACAGGCUGGAAAAUUAAACGAACCGGCAGCCCAGGAGGAAAUGGUUCAGAAAGAGACACAGGAGCCGCCAUUGCGGUCAGGCAAAGUCGAGCACGUGAGUGUGCCCAAGCCUCCCGUGGAAGAAAAAAAAGUGGAGGCCGAAGCCAUUGCCGAGGCUGAUGUCGAAGGAGUUGCCGCAAAAACAUCGUCGAGCCCCCUGCCAGUGCUCAUUGUGGAGGUUGAAAACGUUAAGCAACCGGUCUACAAGCAAACCGAAGAAGUCAAGGCCCUGACCCAGGAAAUAAUCAAGACUCUUCGGGAUAUUAUAACUAUGAAUCCAUUGUAUAGGGAAAGUCUCCAGCAGAUGCUACACCAGAACCAAAGAAUCGUUGACAAUCCAAUUUAUCUUUGCGACCUGGGAGCUUCCCUUUCGGCUGGCGAGCCCGCUGAGCUCCAAAAGAUCCUCGAAGAAACGGAUAUUCCAGAACGCCUGCAGCUGGCCUUGACUCUGCUGAAGAAGGAGCUGGAACUGUCGCGACUGCAGCAGAAGAUUGGUCGCGAGGUGGAAGAGAAGGUCAAGCAGCAGCAUCGUAAGUAUAUACUUCAGGAGCAGCUGAAGGUAAUCAAAAAGGAGCUGGGUAUCGAAAAAGACGACAAAGACGCCAUUGGCGAGAAGUAUCGCGAAAAACUAAAGGAUAAAACCGUUCCUGAAAGCAUAAUGACGGUUAUUGACGAGGAGCUGGCCAAGCUAAACUUCCUGGAGAGUCACAGCUCUGAGUUCAAUGUAACCCGCAACUACCUCGACUGGCUCACAUCCCUGCCCUGGGGAGUGAUCAGCACCGAAAAUCUAUGUCUGGACAAGGCCACCGAAAUCCUAAACAACGACCACUAUGGCAUGGAGGACAUCAAGAAGCGUAUUUUGGAGUUCAUUGCCGUCAGUUCCCUAAAAGGCACCACCCAAGGCAAGAUACUGUGCUUCCAUGGGCCUCCCGGCGUGGGCAAGACCAGUAUAGCCAAGUCCAUCGCUCGGGCCUUGAACCGAGAGUACUUCCGCUUCAGUGUGGGCGGAAUGACGGACGUGGCCGAGAUCAAGGGACACCGGCGUACCUAUGUGGGUGCCAUGCCAGGCAAGCUGAUUCAGUGCCUGAAGAAGACCAAGAUCGAGAAUCCUCUGGUUCUCAUCGACGAGGUGGACAAGAUUGGCAAGGGUUAUCAGGGCGAUCCCAGCUCGGCCUUGCUGGAACUCCUUGAUCCUGAACAGAACGCCAAUUUCCUGGACCACUAUCUGGACGUUCCAGUGGACUUGUCGCGAGUCCUCUUCAUCUGCACGGCCAACGUGAUCGACACCAUCCCCGAGCCGCUGAGGGAUCGCAUGGAGUUGAUUGAGAUGUCUGGAUAUGUGGCGGAGGAGAAGAUCGCUAUAGCCCGCCAGUACCUGAUGCCGCAGGCCAUGAAAGACUGCGGACUGACGGAUAAGCAGAUAAACAUCAGCGAGGACGCCUUGAACAUGCUGAUCCGCAGCUAUUGCCGGGAGUCCGGCGUUCGCAAUCUGCAAAAGCACAUCGAAAAGGUCAUUCGGAAGGUGGCCUUCCGGCUGGUCAAGAAGGAGGGCGAGCACUUCCCAGUCAACGCAGACAACUUGACGACAUUCCUGGGCAAGCAGAUCUUUAGCUCGGAUCGCAUGUACGAAACCACGCCGGUUGGCGUGGUCAUGGGUCUGGCCUGGACGGCCAUGGGAGGCUCCUCGCUCUACAUCGAGACAUCCAAGCGACACAUACGUUAUGGAGAGAAAGCGGACACGCCUGCUGCUGGUGGCACCUUGCACAUCACCGGAAAUCUGGGGGAUGUCAUGAAGGAGUCGGCCCAAAUUGCGUUGACCGUGGCGCGUAACUUUUUGCACUCGCUGGAUCCAAAGAAUCUGUUCCUGGAGAAAGAGCAUAUCCACGUCCACGUGCCCGAGGGUGCAACACCCAAAGAUGGGCCCAGCGCUGGCAUCACCCUCAUCACAGCCCUGGUGUCCCUGGCCACGGGAAAGCCAGUGCGGCAAGAUGUGGCAAUGACAGGUGAAGUGUCGCUGAAGGGAAAAGUUCUUCCCGUUGGAGGCAUCAAAGAGAAGACCAUUGCCGCCCGUCGUAGUGGUGUCAACUGCCUAAUCCUGCCCGUCGAUAACAAGAAGGACUUCGAGGAGCUGCCUUCAUAUAUUACCGAGGGGCUAGAGGUGCACUUCGCCGCCACCUACGACGAUGUCUAUAAAAUAGCCUUCUCCGAUGCCACCAAGACGACGAGCAAAACCGAAGUCGAGCACGAGCCGCUACAGCGAAAGGUCUCCAGCGCGGCCGCGGCCAAGGCAGAGGCUUGGCAUUAACUAUAGUCUUAGCUAGGGGGUUGUUCCGGGGUUCUGGUGUGCAUAUUUUUGAUAUUGACAUCAAUCGUUAUCAGGUUAAUUCGUGUAUUUAGGUCGUAGCAUUUGUUUAACAUAAUGCCAAGUAAAUUGAAUGCACUGACAAACUA
Molecule: messenger RNA, 3362 nt
Organism: Drosophila kikkawai
Lineage: Eukaryota; Metazoa; Arthropoda; Insecta; Diptera; Drosophilidae
Gene: Lon
Product: Lon protease
Biological process (GO): protein catabolic process; chaperone-mediated protein complex assembly; mitochondrion organization
Cellular component (GO): mitochondrial matrix
Molecular function (GO): single-stranded DNA binding; ATP binding; ATP-dependent peptidase activity
Source: RefSeq, a predicted model, not a curated record